Messenger RNA from Brassica napus (rape), 1770 nucleotides. RefSeq names its product AT-hook motif nuclear-localized protein 22. NCBI's taxonomy places the organism in Eukaryota, Viridiplantae, Streptophyta, Magnoliopsida, Brassicales, Brassicaceae. Gene Ontology annotation, cellular component: nucleus. The coding region runs from base 572 to 1498 and encodes 308 amino acids. Gene Ontology annotation, biological process: vegetative to reproductive phase transition of meristem. The record is from RefSeq and is a predicted model, not a curated record. The transcript has a single exon. Gene Ontology annotation, molecular function: DNA-binding transcription factor activity; minor groove of adenine-thymine-rich DNA binding.
UCAAUAUAGACUCGUGUGCUUCAAUUUGUGUGUCCAUAUAAUGUUUGAUGUAAUCCCACGCAUCCAUGGAAUAUACUUGUAUCCUCAUCUAAUAUUUUCACGGACUUUUUUUUCUUACAUAAUUAAAAUUAACCGAAAUUAUUACACAAUAGGGGAAUGGCCCCACAAAAAGUGGACCCCCACAAGUGACACAGUGAGUAGGACCCACACACCGCCCAUGCGGCACGCUGUCUAUCUAAAGUCUAAACCAAAACUAAACCCAUCUUCCAUCUGAAUACUUCCUUGACCUCUUACCCUCUCAGACCUAACCCUAAAUCCAUCUCUCUCAUCUCUUCUCUCUUCUUCUUCUUAGAAGUUUCAUUUUCAUGUAUUACUAGUUCUGCUCCAGUUUCAUUUUACAUGUAUAUGACUUUAUAUCUCUUUUUAUUUUCUCUUCUUCAAAAUUUCAAUCUUUUUCUCCUUAAUUAAUUGAAUUGAGCUCUUGUGUAUCCAUCCUCAAGUUAAGAGCAGAGGAGAUUAAUUAGUUAAUUAGGGUUUUUAAUUGUUUGCUUUUUUGCUUUUCAUUCAAGAAAUGGAUCAGGUCUCUCGCUCUCUUCCUCCACCUUUCCUCUCAAGAGAUCUCCAUCUUCACCCACACCAUCAGUUUCAGCAUCAGCAGCAACAUAACCACGGCCACGAUAUCGACCAGCACAGGAUCGGUGGACUAAAACGCGACCGAGACUCUGAGAUCGAUCCAAACGAGCACUCUUCAGCUGGAAAAGAUCAAAACACCCCCGGCUCCGGCGGAGAAAGCGGCGGCGGAGGCGGAGGAGGAGAUAACCACAUCACGAGAAGGCCACGUGGCAGACCAGCGGGAUCCAAGAACAAACCAAAACCACCAGUCAUCAUCACUAGAGAUAGCGCAAACGCUCUCAAGUCCCAUGUGAUGGAAGUAGCUAACGGAUGUGACGUCAUGGAAAGCGUCACCGUCUUCGCUCGCCGUCGCCAACGUGGUAUCUGCGUUCUGAGCGGUAACGGCGCCGUCACGAACGUUACCAUAAGACAACCAGCUUCGGUUCCCGGUGGUGGCUCAUCCGUAGUUAACUUACACGGACGUUUCGAGAUUCUUUCUCUCUCGGGAUCUUUCCUCCCUCCUCCUGCUCCACCGGCGGCGUCGGGUCUAACGAUUUACCUAGCCGGUGGUCAAGGACAGGUCGUUGGAGGGAGCGUGGUGGGUCCACUCAUGGCUUCAGGACCUGUGGUGAUUAUGGCUGCUUCGUUUGGGAACGCUGCGUAUGAGAGGUUGCCCUUAGAGGAAGAUGAUCAGGACGAGCAGCAAACGGCUGGAGCGGUUGCUAAUAAUAUAGAUGGUAACGCGACGAUGGGUGGUGGAACGCAGACUCGGCCGCAACAGUUGAUGCAAGAUCCGACGUCGUUUAUACAAGGGUUGCCUCCGAGUCUUAUGAAUUCUCAACUGCCAGCAGAAGCUUAUUGGGGAACUCCGAGACCAUCUUUCUAAAUGGUGAAAAAAAAUACGUUAGUUGUGUUCAUCGUUUUUCAUUUGUAAUAUCUCUUCUGUCAAAUUUUAAUUUUCUUUUCCCCCUUUGUUUUAUAAGAGAUCAUUGUAGCCUUUGAUAAAGAGAAUCGUUUUGGUCAUGGGACUGGUCGAUCGAUCUCUUAGGUUUGACAUGGGGGUUGUGUGUUUGCGUUGACUAGGAGAUUAUAAGUUGUUGAUUUCGAAUUUUGUGAUCCAUGUGUUGGUGUUAAUUAAGCUUUGCGUAUUGUUGAUUG